Messenger RNA from Symbiodinium necroappetens, 315 nucleotides. The record is from the annotation of a GenBank genome assembly. Lineage: Eukaryota; Dinophyceae; Suessiales; Symbiodiniaceae.
AUGGGCUUCAAGCCUGCGAAGCCUGGAGCUCCAACUGCGGCCUACCGACUAGGCUACGGCCACGCCGAUGUUGCUGAGAAGAGCUGGAUUCCUUUCAUAUACAAGGAGUCUGUCUUCUUCAUCUACACCCCGCUUCCACAUGUCGUCCUGUCUUCUACGCACGAUGGGCAAAGCGAGAAGGAAACUCCGAACCUUGCACGACCGCACUACUUGGCCCUCUUGCACAUGUUCGACACCUCCACGGGAUAUGCCCACUAUGCGUUCGAAGCUUACACAACACAGUCCUUGCAAGAAUCACAUCAUCACAUCAGCUGA